AUGUGUGCAGUUUACGAUGCAGCCAUUAUGUGCUUUCUCCAUCUAGAGACGUUCAAGAACCAUUACAUCUUGAGCCUCACGCAGAAGUUGAGUUCUGCUCUGCUGUCCAUGGGCAUAUGGGGUAUCAGAAAAUAA
Messenger RNA from Plenodomus lingam JN3, 135 nucleotides. NCBI's taxonomy places the organism in Eukaryota, Fungi, Ascomycota, Dothideomycetes, Pleosporales, Leptosphaeriaceae. The record is from RefSeq and is a predicted model, not a curated record.